Miscanthus lutarioriparius is the source of this 1341-nucleotide messenger RNA. The record is from the annotation of a GenBank genome assembly. Lineage: Eukaryota; Viridiplantae; Streptophyta; Magnoliopsida; Poales; Poaceae.
AUGCCCGACGCGAUACCGGCCUGCUUCCGCGCAGCGGCAGCGCCCGGCGGCCGGGCGACGGCGUCGUCGGGGUCGGGGUCGGGGUCCGGCGGCUCCGGGGCGGGGACGAGCCUGGCCACGUCCGUCUACGACACGCGCCUCGGCCUGGCGGCGCUAUCCUGGUCGCGCGCCGCGCUGGGUCUCAGCCUCCGCGCCGUGCUCCGCGUCUCCGCGGCGGGCUCCCCCGCGCCCUCCCCCUCGGCGGCGUCCGACUAUGGCGACGGCGAGGUGGAGUACGAGGGCGAGUGCGACGACGAGGAGACGGUGGCCAUGCGCGUGCGGCCGUGGCUGCUGUGGCGGCGGCGCGGGUCCAAGCGGUUCCGCGUGCGGGGCCGCCGCGUGGUGGACCUGGCCUGGGACCUCUCCCGCGCGCGCUUCCCGCCCUCGGGCGGCUCCCCGGAGCCCUGCUCGGGGUACUUCGUCGCCGUCGUGGUGGACGGCGAGAUGGCGGUCGUCGCGGGGGACAUGGCGGAGGAGGCCUACAGGAAGACCAAGGCGCGCCGCCCGCCCGGCCCGGCACCCGUCCUCGUCUCGCGCCGCGAGCACGUGUCCAUGCGCGACGGGGGAAGCGGCGGACGCGGGCACCGGACCUGCGUCGUCGUGCGCGGCAAGGAGCGGGAGAUCUCGGUGGAUCUCGUCUCGCGCGCGGCGGCCGCCCUGGGCGGCCAGGGGCGGGAGAGGGAGCGGGAGCGGGAGCGGGACAGGGACAGGGCCGAGGUCGGCAUGUCCGUCUCUGUCGACGGCGAUCGCGUGCUCCACGUCCGCCGCCUGCGCUGGAAAUUCCGCGGCACCGAGAAGGUGGACCUCGGCGGCGGCGACCACGUCCUCGUCUCCUGGGACCUUCAUAACUGGCUCUUCCCGGCGCGCGACACCUCGCCCCCCGACACCGCCGUCGCCGCGGCCGCGGCCGCGGCUCCGCCCGCGCACGCCGUCUUCGUCUUCCGCUUCGAGCUCGCCGGCUGCGACGGCGAGGAGCGUGUCCCAGCCGACGACGCCAAGGAGAAGGAGCUACUCGACAAGGCCGGGGGAGGCGGAGGUGGAGGCGGCUGGGCAGGCUACGUUGGUAGGUGGGGGAGAGGGGGGGACUGGAGCGAGAGCAGCAGCAAUGGCGAGAAGCGGAGGAGGAAGAGGGGGCAGGCGAGCAGGCUGGCCAAGGUGAGCUCCUCCUCGUCGGCGUCAGUGGCGUCGUCCUCCGCGUCAUGGGCGAGUGGCUCCACUGUCAUGGACUGGGGCAGCCCCGAGGAGGCCGAGCUGCAGAGCGGCGACGGCUUCUCCCUCCUCGUCUACGCCUGGAAGAACUAA